This is a messenger RNA of Sordaria macrospora k-hell, 1278 nucleotides long. RefSeq lists its product as uncharacterized. The record is from RefSeq and is a predicted model, not a curated record. Lineage: Eukaryota; Fungi; Ascomycota; Sordariomycetes; Sordariales; Sordariaceae. Gene Ontology annotation, molecular function: zinc ion binding.
AUGAAUGGACCGCAACCUGCGGUCAAGCUCCUAGUCAAGAAGGAGGGACCAAACCAAAGAAGGUUUUUCUACGUGUGCCGAGAGCCUAAGGACAUUGGAGCGAUACCGGGCCAGUGCAGGUUCUUUCUUUGGGAGGACGCGGCGGAACUACGUGAAAGGGAAGCUGCUUUGAGGCCGGUACAGCGUUCGGUACAGCGUUCGGAGUACGUGGCAGACUCGAGAGAGUACAUGUCGAGACUGCCCUGGUUCCCACCUUACGGCGAAGGAUGGGGUUUUGCCGACUGUCCUUAUCCCGACUGCAAGUACUGUCGAGAUCCCACACCGGUUGAUGACGACGUGGACAGUGUGAAGGUGAAGGAAGAAGAUAUGGACGAUCAAGCAAGCGGGUUAUCGGCGAUGAAGGCUCCCGGGAUGAGGAAGCGUCCAGCGGCAGCGGCAGCUACGGUAGAGGAUGAGGAGGAGGAGGAGUACGGCACUCUUGAGUCGGACGUGGAAAGGCAGUUGGUCGAAAUCGUAGACUCGAGUCCUCUCCGUCCGGGUCAACAACGACAGCAAGAUCACAGGGGAAACAAUGCCCCAGUGCCAGCGCCGGCCUUAUCCCAAGCCCAAAUGAGCAACACAACGAGGACGGCGAUGCAACAUCAGCAUCCGGGCACCCGCACCCCGAACCCGCAGCGAAAAUACGACGCCUCAGCAUCUAUGCUAACCCCGACAUCACGAGGGAACUCUACAACCGCGGCAUCCGAAUCUAGCGCGACAAAACGCGUCAAGUUCUCCGACCCUAGAGGACCAUCAACUAACACAAGAGCAACGACAUCAACAACCCCCAGCCAAACCCAAGGCCGCUCCCUCCAAACCACUCCCGCCGGCGGUAUCAGUAGACCCAUCACCACAACGACGGGGCCAGGCCCAGGCGAAGAUUACGAAAUCACCACCUCGAUCCUCAGCCUCCUCGCAAAUGAGAAAGGAGUCGCCGACACGACCCGCCAAGUCAUCCGCGACAAACUCAACAUGUACGCUUUGCGCAUGCGCGGCGUCGAGCGGGGGCGCGACAUGACGAGGGCGGCGCUCAAGGCUAAGGAGGCCAAGGAGGAGGAGCUGAGAGCGAGGAUUGAAGAGCUGGAGAGGGAACGAAAGAGUGCUGCUGAUAAAAUCAGGGCGUUGAGGGAUGGGUUGGGGGAGGUGCUUGGGGAUGUUGAUGGUGGUGGUAGUAAUGACAACGGUGGUGGGGUUGAGAGGUCAGGGAUGGGAACGCGAGUAGAUGGUUGGAAAUUCUAA